Teleopsis dalmanni is the source of this 1339-nucleotide messenger RNA. RefSeq names its product tRNA selenocysteine 1-associated protein 1 (gene Secp43). The transcript has 2 exons. The record is from RefSeq and is a predicted model, not a curated record. Gene Ontology annotation, molecular function: RNA binding. Bases 131 to 1153 code for a protein of 340 amino acids. Lineage: Eukaryota; Metazoa; Arthropoda; Insecta; Diptera; Diopsidae.
UCAAAUGUCUCUUCGGCUCAUGUCAAACAACAAAUAUAACGGAGCGUUUUCUGCUUAUUCUUGUGAAGCGGUGUUUUCGUGUUCUAAUUUGCUUUAUUGACAAACAAGAUUUCGUAAACAUAUUGGAAAGAUGGCAUCUGCAGUACAUUGUCAACUUUGGAUGGGCAGCUUAGAGUCCUAUAUGACUGAAAAUUUCAUAAUUGCUGCUUUUCGUAAAAUGGGUGAGGAGCCGACAACUGUGCGCCUGAUGCGCAACAAAUAUACUGGUGAGCCGGCAGGUUACUGUUUUGUCAACUUUGCCACGGACGAAAGCGCGUUGGAUGCAAUGCAUAAACUGAAUGGAAAGCCGAUUCCUGGUACUAAUCCAAUAGUACGCUUCCGUCUAAAUAGUGCAACAAAUUCAUAUAAGCUACCUGGUAACGAUCGCGAAUUCAGUGUGUGGGUUGGAGAUCUUAGUUCUGAUGUUGACGAUUAUAAGCUUUACAAAAUUUUCUCCACAAAAUAUACAUCAAUUAAAGCGGCUAAAGUUAUAUUAGAUAGUUCUGGUUUCUCAAAAGGUUACGGUUUUGUGCAUUUUGGUAUUGAAGAUGAACAAAAAUCUGCGCUGUAUGAAAUGAAUGGAUUUAUCGGCUUAGGUGCUAAACCAAUUAAAAUAUGUAAUGCUGUUCCUAAGCCAAAGAAUGAACUAGGUAUUGCCUUGGGUACAAAUAGUAACUAUGGUUAUGGUGGCACAGUUAGUGAGACAUUAUCCUCAGGCAGUACAGAUUAUUCUCCAUACUAUGACCCGAGUGCUGUUUAUUGGCAAGGUUAUAAUUCUUGGCAAAAUUUCUACGAAACAAAUUUAAGCGCAGAUGGUGCUGCAGCUUAUUUGCAACAUGCUAUUACUCAACCUCACUCGGACACUCAAACGUUGCAACAGCAUGCUGAGGCUUGGAGUGCUCAACGCAAUGCAAUGUAUGAACAACAGCAAGCUGCAGCCGCUGCAGUAGCAAGCUCAACAAACGGACGCGGGGAUGAAUAUACUCUGGUUGAAUACAAACAAGUAUUAGAUGUUGAUAAACUUAACCGUGAAGCUAUGGAAACCGAUUCUCAACUCUAUGAUGCAUUAGAAAGUUCAAAAUGGAUGGCUAUUGACCAACUGGAAACUUUUUAAAAGUACUAUGUUAAAACAGACUUGCUCAUCUCAUGUACAAAUUUCGUUUUUCAUAAUUUCCUUUUUUGUAAAGCAAAUUUUAAGAAUACAUUUAAGCUUUAAAUACUAAAUACUAUAAAGAAUGUUAUAUAUUUUUAUUUUCUUUAGUUUAUUAAUGUUUAAGGGGCAGACAGCGUCAAAUACUAA